Messenger RNA from Talaromyces marneffei, 1194 nucleotides. RefSeq lists its product as uncharacterized. Bases 1 to 1194 code for a protein of 397 amino acids. The record is from RefSeq and is a predicted model, not a curated record. The transcript has a single exon. NCBI's taxonomy places the organism in Eukaryota, Fungi, Ascomycota, Eurotiomycetes, Eurotiales, Trichocomaceae. Gene Ontology annotation, molecular function: hydrolase activity.
AUGGCAAACCCUUUCAUCGAACGACCCCUCGUCGACCAGCUCCUCGCUUCCCCACUCGCCUUCUUCCUACACCCCAUCCACAUUCUGCUCCUCCGGCUCCGCGGGCCUCCUCACACCCCAUCCGCAUCCUCCACCACACGACCGAUCCGCGUCGUCUGCAUUUCAGAUACCCACACGCUCGAAUGGCCCGACAUCCCCGAUGGCGAUCUACUCAUCCACGCCGGCGAUCUCUGCAACGACGGUAGCGUACGCGAAAUCCAGGGGACCGUGAACUGGCUCAAGACCUUGCCACAUCGACACAAGAUUGUGAUUGCGGGGAAUCAUGAUAGUUACUUCGACCCCAGGUCAAGGCUAGAAGAGGAUCGCGACAAAGUCUCCUCCUCACUGGCGAAUAUAUCUUCGUCAACGGCAUCGAUACGAUCCGUGGAUAUUGACAUCGAUGAUUUCGAGGGCGGGAGGAUCGAUUGGAGCCAUCACACCCAAACCGAGGAUUACGAUUAUGCCGCCGAUGACCGCAGCGAAAAAGAAGACGACCAGAGAGAAGAUAUCCACUACCUCCAACACUCCUCCGUAACCCUCACCUUCCCCGGCCUAACGCCAACCCAACGCUCGCGAACCCUCAACAUCUACGGCGCCCCCCAGAUCCCCACGCCCAUGCCCUUGGGCCCCGAACACGCAUUCACAUACCCACCUCAACAAGAUGCGUGGACCGGCACAAUACCAACCGAAACCGAUAUCCUCGUAACCCACACCCCGCCCUACACCCAUCGCGACCUUGGCCCCAACUUCAGUAUCGGCUGUCCCUAUCUGUUAGGUGAAGUAUGGCGCGUCCGACCGAUAUUGCAUGUCUUUGGCCACGUCCAUUUUGCGUAUGGUUCCGAGCCCGUGUUUUGGGAUGAAGCACAACGCGCUUGGGAACGGAUUUCAAUUCGGUGUUCGGCGCGACAGCGUGAAUUGCAAGAGCGCUCUGGAUGCAGUCUCCUGGCGCGGUUUGGAGGGUUGUUUUAUGAUCUCAUAACGCCUAGCAAUUGGAUUGAUGCGUUGAGAGUAUUGUUCUAUGACGUUACGGGAAUUAUAUGGUCGCGCGUCUGGGGAGGACAGGUUGGCCGCGGAAGUGGGUGGAUGGUGAAUGCGGCGAUGAUGUACAAGGAUACGGGGGUCUUGAGGAACAAACCUCAGGUUUUUGUCUUAUAA